Molecule: messenger RNA, 1860 nt
Organism: Setaria italica (foxtail millet)
Lineage: Eukaryota; Viridiplantae; Streptophyta; Magnoliopsida; Poales; Poaceae
Product: pathogenesis-related protein 5
Exons: 3
Coding region: 568-1518 (316 amino acids)
Biological process (GO): defense response
Cellular component (GO): extracellular region
Source: RefSeq, a predicted model, not a curated record
CCGUCAGCCGUGUGGUGGUGUGGCUUUCGUUAGCACGGCAGCCUGGUGUCCGCACCUGACUGACGAGGCACGGCUAAAAAGCUCUCCUCAUCUUGGACGACGCCGCAGCCAUGGCCUGGUUUGCUUACGUGCGAAGAAUCCACUGGUGAGUUUGACUGGUCUGGUUGCCGGCCGGUCUUGAUCUCGCCGUCCGGCCGACCGCCCCGGCGGUUACAAAACCGGCACGGCGCCAGUGGGAAAGGGCUUCCCUACACCUACACGGCCGCGCCCACGCACGGCACGCCUCCCUGUAGCCGUUCCCCCGCUCCAGAAGCGAGGUGAGGUGGGGUUAUGGGCCGUGCCGGUCGCGCCCACUUCCCCCUUCCCCUCCCCCUCCACUCCUCAACCGCCGCCGCCGCCGCCGCCGCCUUAUUACCCGGCCGCCCCCGCCCCGACUCCUCCUGACUUACCUCUAGCUGGCUACCACCAAUCGUCCAGCCUGACCAUCGAGCUCCCUAACAGCCACAGCACGCCUCCCUCUCCAGUCGAGUCUCGGGCGUCCCUCUCCCUCCAAAGACCGCGGCUCCAAUGGCGGCUUCUCGGUCGCGCCUGCACGGCUCGCCGGCCUCGAUCGCCGUCCUCAUCCUCUCCUUCCUCCAAGGGUCGGUGCGCGGCAUCACGUUCACCUUCACCAACCGGUGCCCCGACACGGUGUGGCCGGGCCUGCUGUCGGGCUCGGGGACGCCGCCGCUGGAGACGACGGGCUUCGCGCUGGAGCCGGGGCAGUCGCGCUCCCUGUACGCGCCGCAGGGGUGGUCGGGCCGCUUCUGGGGCCGCUCCGGCUGCAACUUCGACGCCUCCGGCAAGGGCUCCUGCGCCACGGGCGACUGCGGCUCCGGCGAGGUCGAGUGCCGCGGCGCGGGGGCGUCACCGCCCGCCACGCUCGCCGAGUUCACACUCGACGGCGCCAGCGGCAAGGACUUCUACGACGUCAGCCUUGUCGACGGAUACAACCUGCCCAUGCUCGUCCAGGCCGCCGCGCCGGAGUGCCCCGACACGGGCUGCCUCGUCGAUCUCAACGAGCGGUGCCCCGACGAGCUCCGCGCCGACGACGGCCGCGCGUGCCGCAGCGCCUGCGAGGCGUUCGGGAGCCCCGAGUACUGCUGCAACGGCGCCUACGGCAACCCCAACACCUGCCACCCCUCCCAGUACUCGCAGCUCUUCAAGUCGGCGUGCCCCAAGUCCUACAGCUACGCCUACGACGACGCCACCUCCACCUUCACCUGCAACCACACCGACUACACCAUCACCUUCUGCCCCAAAUCCACCCCGUCCAGCGAUAAAUCCAAACACUCAUCGCGGAGGCCAAGCCAUGAGCAGCUCGAAGAUUCGGUGUGGCUUGCUUCCUUGAGAAAAAGCGACGCUGGUGCUCUGAAAGUAGAGUUAUGGUCGGCGUCCAUUAUACUCCAGUCUGCCCUGGCAAUCGCUGUGGUGAUCGCACUUGUUGCACUGGAGCAACCUCUGUUCAGCUUGCUAUGAUUCGGCAAGGUUGCAGUUCUUGAUCCAUAGGAGUGAUCCACGAAAGAGGAUUAGAGCAGUAGUGAUCAGCAAUGGGAAGAGAAUAUUGUGUAGGCUUUUUGCUUGUGGAUAGGUGCUAGAGAAGGAAUCAUGAAUUACAAGUUGGCAAUUGCAGUUCCGUAAAUGCAUUGCAUUGGUUCAUUGCCUUUCAGAAACAUUGCUCCUUGCAUUAUAUCCUUCUUUGUGCAUCAACUGUUUUUUCUUUGGGGCAUGAUCGAGAUGCAGCAUGUUGAUCCGGCUGCGAAUGAUCCGGCUGCACUUUGGAAUGAGAAGAAUAUGAGAUCUGAUACUCUGUUGUCAUCA